AUGGCAGCAGCAGGGAGCAGCUGUGGCAGCCUGGCCUACCUGAGGUUGGACGUCACUUGCCCCCUGCCCAGGCCUUCCGGCUCACCUGGGAAGCAGUCGCGGCCGCGCGCGCCCCGGGGCCGACUCCGGCCGCGGGGAGCCCCCGCCCCGCCCACCUGGCCCCCGCGCCCCACUCACCAGCGCGCACGGCCCCGGCGGCCUCAGCGGGCGCUGGGCGACGCCGCCUCUACCGCAGCCCGGCCGGGCCGCGGGGCGCAGGGGAGUCCGCGCCGCUGCUGCUGCUGUUGCUGCCGCCGCCGCCGCCGCUGCUGCAUCCCCAGCGAGUGCUGCUGCCGCUCCUCCUCCCCUCCCUCCGCCUCCUCCCGCCUCUCCGCCCUCUGGCUCCGCCGCCGCCGCCGCCGCCGCCCCCCGGCCCCCGCCCCGGCGCGCCGCCCUCGCCAAAGUCCGGGUCCGCGCCUUGCCCGGGCGGCUCUCGCAUCGCCGCAGCCUGGCCGCCGCGCCGCCCGAGCCUGCCCCUUGGCACCGUGCGGCCCGGCCCCCCGACUGCCUGCCUGCCGCCCAGCUCCGCGCGGGGGAGGCGAGCGCGCGCCGCGGAGGGGAGCGGCGGGCCGGCAGCCGCGGGGGACCCCGCCGCGGCGCCCUCCUGGUGCCCCAGCGCGCGCGAGCUCUUUACCUCUGGCUGGAAGGACGGGCGGCCCGGCUGGCCCGGCCCUGCUGUCCCCGGCGUCCGGCCCCGGCCCCGAAGUCUGGCCCCGGACGGCUCAACGGCGGAGAGCGGGGGUCCGGACAGCCCUCUGCCUCCUGAUGCCUCGGGACCCCGCUGGCCGCGCUCCCGGCGCCGAGCGCGCACCCUCGCAGGGCCACAGACGCACACUCACCCGACACACACUCGCUCCAGCUCGCCCUCGGCGGAGAGUUGAAACAGCUGUGGGAUUCGCCCAGGAGCUGGAAAUGAGGGAGGGACGCGGGCCGGAGCCGUGCGUGUGA
Orcinus orca (killer whale) is the source of this 987-nucleotide messenger RNA. Its product is annotated as translation initiation factor IF-2-like. NCBI's taxonomy places the organism in Eukaryota, Metazoa, Chordata, Mammalia, Artiodactyla, Delphinidae. The record is from RefSeq and is a predicted model, not a curated record. Bases 1 to 987 code for a protein of 328 amino acids. The transcript is spliced from 2 exons.